This is a messenger RNA of Gossypium arboreum, 1044 nucleotides long. RefSeq lists its product as uncharacterized. The transcript is spliced from 5 exons. Lineage: Eukaryota; Viridiplantae; Streptophyta; Magnoliopsida; Malvales; Malvaceae. The coding region runs from base 1 to 1044 and encodes 347 amino acids. Gene Ontology annotation, molecular function: nucleic acid binding. The record is from RefSeq and is a predicted model, not a curated record.
AUGGAGGCCCGAUCAGAUGCAAGCUUCAGGUUUGACUACACAGCCGCCGAUGGGUGUUCAACAGCCACCGAGAGGUCGUGGUUAAGCCAGAUGUGGGUAUAUCGACGGUUUGUAGAGGGGUUUUCACUAAUUGCAGCACCUCUGACUAAGCUACUAUGUAAGGGAGUACCGUUUAACUGGAAUGAUGUGCAGCAAGAGAGCUUCGAGAAGCUCAAGGAGGUACUGACUAAGGCCCCUGUCUUGAUACAGCCAGGGUUAGGUUUGUUCAUCGAGCUUCAAGUUAAACCGAUGUGGAUGGACCAAAUUAAGGGUAAACAGAUGGAAGACGAGUCGUUGGGUCUUCGUUUCCCUCAGGUUGAGAGUAGGGAUACUGUGGAUUUUGGACUGAAUAGCAAAUGGGUGCUCUGUUUUCGUGGGAGAAUUUUUAUAAUGAAGGAUACUGAUUUGAGGCAAUCUAUACUACGUGAGAGGCAUAAUAGCCCUUAUGCUAUGCAUCUUGGUGGAAAUAAGAUGUACCGUGACCUUCGUGAGUUACAUUGGUGGUCGAGUCUUAAGCGUGAAGUUAUCGACUUCGUGGGUAAAUGUCUGACUUGCCAGCAGAAGCUGGCUAAACUAUAUGUGUCUGAGAUAGUGAGACUGCAUGGGGUACCGGUUUCAAUAAUAUCUGAUAAGGAUUCUCGCUUCACGUCUCGGUUCUGGAAGAAGUUACAUGAAGCUAUGGGUACAAGAUUGGACUUUAGUACUGCGUUCCAUCUUCAGACAGACAGUCAGUCAAAAAGGGUGAUACAGAUACUAGAAGACAUGUUAAAGAGUUACGUGAUUGAUCUCCGAGGCAGUUGGGAGGAUUACUUACCGCUAGCAGAGAGAUUGAGGUUAGAUUUGACUUUUAAAGAGGAACCGGUUCAGAUAUUAGAUUAUGAUGUAAAGGUUUUAAGGAGGAAGUCUAUCCCACUGGUGAAGGUUCUUUGGCUUAAUCAUAGCUCUGAGGAAGCCACGUGGGAGCCUGAGGAGACGAUGCGACAACAGUAUCCUCAUCUGUUCUGA